UCAGGGGCUGAAGGAGCCGUGUUCAGCAAAUCAGUGGAGACGCCGCACGUCAGAGCCGAGCCGUCCAAAGAGCUGCGGCUGGAGUCUCCAACUCGCUCCCUGAUAAUGGAGGCUCCUAAAGGAAUCCAGAUCCUGGCCGAGGCCGGAGACAUCCAGGCCAUCUGCAGGAACGAACUACGACUGGAGUCCAAAGAUGGAGAGAUUUCUCUGGACGCUCGCAGGAUCCGCCUGAUGCGGCUGCCGGAGGGGAAGGCCUCCACCAGCUCCUCGUCCUCUGGGACCAGGCAGACUGUCUACGAGGUCUGCGUUUGCCCCAACGGGAGGCUAUUCCUCUCCCAGGCCGGCACCGGAUCCACCUGCCAGAUCAGCAACAACGUCUGCCUCUAGGACUGAAACACAGAGGUAUCCUGAAGGACAGACAGACGCACACGUAUCGCCUGCCUCUCGGACUGAUUCAAAGCAAACACAGACACAUGCAGAGACUUCCAGAGCUGAUGGAUGAACAAUCACAGAUACUGUACCGACACAGAUACACCGACGCACUCAUGCUACAAUCACAACAACUCAGACUGAUGUUUAGGCUCAACUGAACCGUUUUAAAGAACCACAACUGAACAUUUUCAACUUUGUGCCAAUAUUUCACUGCUAAAAAUAUUUUAUAUGAGUCUUUGAAACGGCGUUCAGAGCAUCAUGGGACAUUAAAACUCUCCUCCAAGUCUCA
Messenger RNA from Paralichthys olivaceus (Japanese flounder), 721 nucleotides. The record is from RefSeq and is a predicted model, not a curated record. NCBI's taxonomy places the organism in Eukaryota, Metazoa, Chordata, Actinopteri, Pleuronectiformes, Paralichthyidae.